AUGACACCUGUCUCUUUGGGAGUAAUAAAGGCUUCAUUUACCGAAAGCGCAAAAUAUCUGGUUAUUCUAAAGAGAUUUUGUAAGCUUGCUGAGGGUUAUGGCAAAAAUAUUGUCGAAUAUUCGGGUCCACAUAUUUUCCUAGUCACUAGUGAUCCGGUCAUCAUUAAGGAUAUUCUAUCUUCAAAGCUGUGUGUGUCUAAACCAGAUCUUGUGUAUGAUGGUCUAACAAAUGCCUGGGGAAAAGGUCUAAUAACUCUGCAAGGCACCCAGUGGGCUCAUCAACGAAGAAUCCUUAAUGGCUCUUUUAAAAAUGCAAAUUUGCAAGCAUUUGUGCCGGUAUUCAAUAAAAAAUUAGAUAUAAUGUUCAAGAAUAUCGACGAUGAUAUUGCCAAGGGCCAAAAUACAUCACUACUUCAUUAUAUGCGCGAAAUGACACUGCGAAUAUCUUUUGAGACUGUGAUUGGAAGAGAUUUGGAUAAAACCGAAUAUGACGUGAAACACAUGGCGGAGAUUGUUUCAAAGACCUUGGAAUUUUCGGGAGACUUUACUAGCAACUUCAUAUAUCUAGUUGGAAUUGUACGUGUAAUUGCAAAAAUGACAAAAUACAAAAUUGCCGCUAGCUUGAUUGUUGAAUUUAACAAUAUCAUUUUAAAGUCAAUGGAAAAUUACAAACGACUACAAGGAAUCGACCCAAGUUAUAUCGAAAAUUCCGAAUAUACAGCCUUGGAGAACGUAGUCACAGCGAUUCAAAGAAAUGAGACCGUAAAAGAAGAUACCUUAGGACCAUUGUUGCAUGUUUUCUUGGGCGCAUUCGAAACAAGCUCUUCGACUCUCUACUAUAUCAUACUUUUGCUGGCCACACAUCCUGAUGUUCAACAGCAAGCAUACGAAGAGGUAUGCAAUAUCUUUCCAGAAGAUGAUGAGGGCAUUUUUGAGGUGACCUAUGAGCAAUUGGGUCAUCUGAAAUACAUUGAGAUGGUGGCAAAUGAGGCAAUGAGAAUUUGGCCCAUAAUACCACAAGUGGGACGUAAGGUUGUGGGUGGCAAUUUAAAGCUGAGCAAUGGCGUAGUAUUGCCUGAGGGCCUAAGAAUUAUGAUAGACAUUUAUAAUGUGCAUCGUAGUAAGGAAAUAUGGGGUCCCGAUGCUCACAAAUUCAAUCCAGAUAAUUUUCAGCGUUGCAAUGUUGAAGCGAGACAUCCGUAUGCAUUCAUUCCUUUUACAAAGGGUAUUCGAACUUGUAUAGGCAUGAAAUACUCAAUAAUCAAUAUUAAAAUUGCUUUGGCCAAAUUGCUCAAGAGGUAUAGAUUUUCAACGAGGGCGAAGAUGGAAGAUUUUGUUUUUGAAAAUCACAUUGUUCUACAAUUAAUGCAGCAUCCAAAUAUAAAAAUUGAAAAAAGGAAAAUGUCUGAAAAUAGAUAA
This is a messenger RNA of Stomoxys calcitrans (stable fly), 1419 nucleotides long. RefSeq names its product probable cytochrome P450 313a4. The transcript is spliced from 8 exons. Gene Ontology annotation, molecular function: monooxygenase activity; oxidoreductase activity, acting on paired donors, with incorporation or reduction of molecular oxygen; heme binding. The coding region runs from base 1 to 1419 and encodes 472 amino acids. NCBI's taxonomy places the organism in Eukaryota, Metazoa, Arthropoda, Insecta, Diptera, Muscidae. The record is from RefSeq and is a predicted model, not a curated record.